UUAUGCCAUGCAGCUUUAUAUUAUAUCUAAAGGUUGCCAAUGCAUUGUUUAGCCCUUGACUAAGGCAAGCAUCCAAAAUCCCUGAACGUGAAUGAACAAAGACUUGACAAGUUAAGGAUCAUCCUCAACAUUGGUGGUUUAAGUAAAUCAUCCUGUUUAAGAAAAGGUUUCUGAUAAGUUAUAAUAAGCAGGGUAUCAAAGUUUGCUGCUAUGCCAUAAGGAGUUAAGCCUAAACUAACAUUAGGAACUCACAAGUUGAUAGAGCUUAACAAGAAAAACAUGCACAUAUCUUUCAUCCCAGGGGAACUACAAGACCUAUGGGAUCUGUGGGGCUUAGAAAUACUUGUGAUAUUGAGUUUCACCAUCCAAGUGAUCCUCACAGUCUACGGCAGCCGCAGAAAGGACAUUCCAGGUAUGUGGGUAAGGCUCACAGUUUGGUUCACCUAUUUGCUCUCCGCUUCCUUGGCGAAACUCAUCAUAGGCAAGCUCACGGUAAUACCGGAAAGCGAUCCGACCGAUCGCAACAUCAGGCGCGAAUUGAAGGCGUUGUUUGCACCAUUGCUUCUUGUGCAAAUUGGCAAUCCAGAUGCCAUAACUGCAUACUCAAUUGAAGAUAACAGGUUGGGAUUUAGGCAGCUUCUAACCCUUGUUAUACAAGUAGCUGUGGUGAUUUGGAUCAUUGUAAGAAGCUGGACUCAUUCAAUGCUCUCUUUUCUGUACCUUCCAUUACUUGUAUCUGGACUAAUCAAGCAGGGAGAAGUUGUUUGGGCUCUCAAAUCAGCUCUUAGUAAAACAUCUGGAAUCAUCACUCUUCAAGAGAUUGACCAAGAAGCAAACAUGCCUGAUUUAUUCAGGUUUCUUCCUUUGGACAUUCCAAACAUUGAAUUGAUCUUGAAGGCCUAUUACCGCUUCACCUCGUUGAAACCUCACCGCGAGAACUGGCUCUACCAGCCUCUAUAUGAAUCCCUUACCUGGAUGUCUAUAGACGAGUACGCACCAGAGGAAAUCUUCAAGAUCACGGAUGCAGAACUGAGCUUCAUGUAUGAUGUGCUCUACACCAAAGCGCCUAUAAUCUACACCAAAGCAGGUUGUGUUCUACGCGUCGUGAGUUUCUUCAAUUUAGUUAUAACUCUGUGUGGAUUUUCAGUCAUAUUCGAACCAACCUUUGCCAGCCAUUGGAGAGCCUGCUUCAUAGUUGGGGUGCUAACAGGUGCUGUAGUUAUGGAAGCAUACCAGAUUUUGCAGUUACCUUUCUCAGAUUGGGCUAUAGUUCAAAUGAUCAAGCACCAAAAUCUUCCACUUGUGGUUCCAUGCCUUAGAAUUCUUGGACCUAGAGUAGCCAGUUGGAAAAGGUGGUCAAACACAUUGCCACAAUUCAACUUGCUCAGCUUUUGCAUCCAUGAUAAGCCAUUAAAGUGUGGGAAGAUUCUCAAAUACCGGGGAAUUGACAUGGGGUUGAAGAAGAAUAGGAGUAGGACGCGUGUGCGGUUUCCACAAGAAUUAAAAGCUCUGGUGGUUCAAGAAAUGAAGGAUAUUGAUAGAGAAAGAGGGCUAAAGCCCUUCAACCACAGAGGGGAGUGGUCACUUGGAAGGUAUGAAUGUCUCAAUGAUUUCAAAUGGAGUAUUAAGAGAGAUUUUGACAAGAGCAUCACCAUAUGGCACAUUGCAACUGAUAUCUGCUACUAUUCUGAUGUUCAAUCCAAUGCUGCAAACACCAAAAUCCAAAUGGCCAAGUCAUUGUCAGAUUACAUGAUGUACCUUCUAGCGUUGCGCCCUCAUAUGCUGUCCAUGACCACUGCCAAGAUAAUAUUCCGACACGCCUUCGACAAACUCAAGGCCUUGUUGGUGCAGAAAGAAGAGUCUGUGAAGGAUGAGAAAGAAGCAUGCAGGAUUUUGAGAGUGGAAAGAGUUCCACAGUAUUCAAACAUGGAGAGGAAAUCAGAAACUGUUGUCACAUCAAAAUGGCAUGUGCUGAGGGAUGCUCAGAGACUAGCUAGGAAAUUGAUGGCCAGGGAAGACAGGUGGCAGAUCAUGUGUAGUGUGUGGGUGGAGAUUUUGUGUUACGCUGCAGCAAAUUGCACUGUGGAUUAUCAUUCAGAACAAAUAAGGAGAGGUGGAGGUUUGAUAACUCAUGUUUGGAUUCUGUUAGCUCAUAAGACAGAUAAAUAUCAUAUCAGUGACUAAGCAUUUUGUAACUGGAUUAAUAUCAUAUCAUUCAGAACAAAAUGACAUGUAGGCAUGUAGCUGGCUUCUUGAGAAAUUGAAUCUACAUUUUGUGAAGAUCAGGAUUUGUUGCAGUUCAUUUUGAAACUGCAGCUCCUGCAGUUAAAGAUGGGUGCUCAUUGUCAACGGCAUGUAUUUGUUUUUACAUUUAAUGUUUUUAUCAUACCAAAAAAAUAAUUCAGACAAUGGAGAGCUUCUACGGGAGGGUUGUGAUAUAUUUUGUAACCCAUCAUGUACAUUGGAAUCUUGUUGAUUUGUGCCUCUUUGUUAUAUGCCCCUUCCCCAGUCGUUUUGGCUGUUGCUUCAGGAGGAA
Messenger RNA from Lotus japonicus, 2536 nucleotides. RefSeq lists its product as uncharacterized. The coding region runs from base 280 to 2184 and encodes 634 amino acids. The transcript has 2 exons. The record is from RefSeq and is a predicted model, not a curated record. Lineage: Eukaryota; Viridiplantae; Streptophyta; Magnoliopsida; Fabales; Fabaceae.